AUGAGUAACAAUGGUGAAGUCCGAUGGCUAUGUAAAGCUCCUGCAAGUUUAAUUAGUGCGGGCCGUGGAGAAGCUUAUUGUAAAUUUUGUCGUGUUUCGUUACGAGCCCAAAAACAUGACUUGACGAAACAUUUGGCUGAAAUAAAAUUGGUUUUAAAUAACGCUGCUCAUGGUUCUUUGAAAAAUAUAGAUCAUUUAUGUGAAAUGUUAAAAGAUAUUGGCAAAGGUAGUCAACUGUCAAAACUACGAUUACAUCGAACUAAAUGUUCGAAAAUUAUUCUUAACGUUAUUGCUCCCGGUAUGCUAAAAGAACUACUUGAUGACUUGGGCGAAGAAAGUUAUUCGAUACUGCUUGACGAAUCCACAGAUGUAUCGACAAUGAAAUACAUGGCCUACUGUAUUAGAUAUUAUAGUAAAAAGCAAAAAAAGAUUGUUACCGACUUUUUGGGUUUCAAUGAACUACUCAAAUGUAGCUGUCACUCUUUAAAUUUAGUCGCAGCUAAAGCAUCAGAACAGUUACCAUCUAAUAUAGAGUUCCUCUUCAAAAUUCAAGGAAUUGGUUUGCGCAUAGUUCAUUACGCUUAA
This is a messenger RNA of Cotesia congregata, 585 nucleotides long. The record is from the annotation of a GenBank genome assembly. NCBI's taxonomy places the organism in Eukaryota, Metazoa, Arthropoda, Insecta, Hymenoptera, Braconidae.